GAUAUCACCAAUGGUUAGCAAAACUGAAGGAAAUGGAGUAGAAAACGACGACACAGGAAAUAAUGAUGAGAACACUUCGAUAAAGGAUGAAAGAACUUGUUGCUGGGGAUUGGUAAAAAGGAGAACUCUUCUUGUGAUUUGGGGAACAAUAACUGUGACACUUACAAACUUUGGAUAUUUCACAGGAGGGUUCUAUGCCUUUAACUACUACCAAACUGAAUAUUUCGAGGAACAGCGAAACAACUCAAUCAUACUGCUAGCUGAGCGAGAACUGUUGUUUUCCAAAUACCCGAUUCUACAAAACUCCUCAAACCUAGUGACAUACAACAGGGCAGCAGAACUUCUCUGUCACAUCACCAAAUAUCCCAGAAAAAGGUGGUCUUUCUGGGCUGCGUUUGACUUCUGUGUUUCUGUCGUUACUACUGUGGGUUAUGGAGUGUUACAUCCUACAACUUGGUACAGUAAGGUAGCUUGCUGCCUUUAUGCCAUGGCAGGACUUCCUCUUUACAUUCUCAUGCUAGGAGCAUCAGGAAAAUUCAUUGUGAGCAUGUUUGAGAAAAUGAACGAAAAAAGCAGUUUUGUGAAAGUAGUUUGCCAACACAGAUACACCGAACUUAUAAUCGCCUACAUUAACAUUGCAAUCAUCAUGGCCCUUUUCCUUCUGGGUUAUUCUUAUUUCGGAUUUUCCUCAUCUCGUAUGGGCGAAAUCUUUAGAAAUACGAGUGCGAUAUCACUAGCUGGCCAUGGAUACGUUGACACACAGAAUGAGAUCUCAGUCUAUGGUCAAAAUUGGUCACUCUUCCAGAGUGUCUAUUACUCUAUGAUAUCUUUGACUACAGUUGGAUUUGGAGAUUAUUAUCUUGGACGACCAGAUGAUCCGCGACAGGCAGCAAUGCUGUUUGCAUCAGUGACUUUUGGUUUCGCGCUCUUCUCCUACGCAUUCCAAACAUAUGCAAAACUAUCGGAGGAAACAAUGAAAUAUUUGCACGAGAAAACUGAAGCUGCAACAAAAUUGGCUGCUAAUGCUGCAAUGGGUGAACUGGGAGACUUGACUGAUAAACUUUCUGUCCCAGGAAUAAUGGGGGACUUGACUGAUAAGCUUUCAGUUACGAAAAUAAUGCCGAAGAAAAUUUCAAUCGCUGGAUUUUACUCACCUAAGUCAACCGAUGUGAGCACUGCAGUAGAAACUGAAAUAUAGUUCAUUAUUCAAACGUUCUUUUUAAUGUGAAGGCAGGACCCCUAAUUUUAUAGAACUUUCUUCGUUUAAUAUUCUGAUUACCUUACUUAUGCCCAAAUUUAAAGACCCUUUUAAGCAUGUUUAAAUUAUGUAUUAGACGGGAUAUGAAAAGUGAGAAUACCCUGUUUCGUUUCAUUUAAUUGUAAUUCGUUUUCUUUAAUUGUGUAGUCGUGGUUCAAUGAUUGUGUAGUCGUGUUUUAACGAUGGCUAAUUCAAAGAAAUUAAUUUCCGUGCAAUUACUAUUAAUACAAAUCGACCUCUUGCAAGGCAGAGAAAAUGAGCGAGAUUGCUAAAGCCUUCCCACAAUUUAUGUAUUUAUUUAUUUAAUUGGCGCAAGUUCCAACACAUUCAUUUUACAUGAUUGUGAUUAAAUAUUUCAAUCAUUCCAUUGUCGUACUGAUCAAUCUAUUACCAUAAUUUACCGCUCCAUUGAAUUUAAGUUUUAUUUGUGAGAGUGGUCUCUGAUAAGUCAGUUUUCUUAAUUUUCUACGGUGGUUGGCUCUGAAAAACCGUAAGUUCAUGAUAACACCUGGUUUUUUUUUCUGUAGAAAGAGAUGUGAAAUUAGCAUGUUUACCGAUUAUGUCAGUGCAAUAUCAAGAACAAUCAUUACUGCUUUCUCUUUGCCUAUGUCGUUUACACAACUUCAAUACUUGAAUGACGUUCAGUAAGUUUAGUGCAUUUGUUUGUAACAUACACCACGUGACUAGGGAUUCUAAAAAUGAGUUGCUGCAUUCGUUGGAGUAAUGUUUUUUGCCACAU
Messenger RNA from Bolinopsis microptera, 1997 nucleotides. RefSeq names its product two pore potassium channel protein sup-9-like. Gene Ontology annotation, cellular component: plasma membrane. The record is from RefSeq and is a predicted model, not a curated record. Bases 11 to 1198 code for a protein of 395 amino acids. The transcript is spliced from 6 exons. NCBI's taxonomy places the organism in Eukaryota, Metazoa, Ctenophora, Tentaculata, Lobata, Bolinopsidae. Gene Ontology annotation, biological process: potassium ion transmembrane transport; stabilization of membrane potential. Gene Ontology annotation, molecular function: outward rectifier potassium channel activity; potassium ion leak channel activity.